This is a messenger RNA of Didymodactylos carnosus, 735 nucleotides long. Lineage: Eukaryota; Metazoa; Rotifera; Eurotatoria; Philodinida; Philodinidae. The record is from the annotation of a GenBank genome assembly.
AUGGUUCUUCUCCUACUCCUAUACACAUUUGUAGUACCCCUUUCCUUCAUUUUCUUCAUCGUUCACUGGAAGUUGAUUCGUUCACAAAAACGUUUCUAUGAUACAUUUCGUAGCCAAGGCGUACCGGGCGAACCGUUCGUAUCACUCGUCGGUCAACUGUCUGAAAUGCGUCGCGCAUCUGAAAAGGAUGCUGGAAUUGCCUAUCGAUUGGAACUCGUUCAAAAACACGGUUACCUCUAUCUCACAAGAUUUGGCCCAUAUAUACGUUUGUCCGUGAUGGAGCCAGAUAUGAUUUCCGAUAUUUUUGGUCGAUCGCAUGCUCAAGACUAUCGGAAGCCGACCAAUAUCGAUAAAGUUUUUAAAUCCUUGAUCGGUGUACAUAAUCUGUUAGUGAGCGAAGGAUCAGAACAUGAACGCGCUCGAAAAAUGCUUAAUUCAGCUUUUCACUUUGUCAAACUUCAAUCAAUGCUUUCUGUUAUGGUCGAAGAGACUGCCAAGGCUAUCAAUGAACUACUUUUAUCAUCAACUCAACAAAAAGUCAUAGAUUUACAGACAGAACUCAAUACUCUAACAUUGGCGAUUAUUGCAUCGAGUGCGUUUGGUAAAGGCUUCGAAACCAUGGCCAAUGCUAAACAAAUCGUGUGCCGAGCAUUCAUUGAAGUACUCGAGGCAAUAGAAUAUCGAACAAUGUGCAUGAUCCAACAGAUACCUAUCAUUGCACAACUACCAUUUUGA